Eupeodes corollae is the source of this 381-nucleotide messenger RNA. RefSeq lists its product as uncharacterized. The record is from RefSeq and is a predicted model, not a curated record. NCBI's taxonomy places the organism in Eukaryota, Metazoa, Arthropoda, Insecta, Diptera, Syrphidae. Bases 1 to 381 code for a protein of 126 amino acids. The transcript has a single exon.
AUGCAAAAUUCAAAGAAACUCUCAACAAAGCUCUACGUUGAUGACGGCCUUGUAUUCUCAUCGAGCAUAAACAUUUUGAAUAAUCUGAUGCAAUAUCUCAAAAUUGAUUACAAAGUCAAAGAGUUUGAAGCUUCAUAUUUUCUGGGGCUUCAUAUCAUAUCCUCGGAAUCAAAACUCAUCAUCAACCAGAAGCAAUACUGUAAACGAGUCCUGAGAAAUUUCAAUAUGGAAUCUUCAUCACCAGUAAGUACACCUGCUGAUCCAAACAUCAAAUUUGAAACUACAAAAGAAGAGAAGAAGUUAACAUUUCCAUUUCGAGAAGCUAUCGGAAGUCUUAUGUACCUGGCUGUUGCCAGCCAGCGGAUAUUGCUUAUGCGGUGA